Messenger RNA from Branchiostoma belcheri (Belcher's lancelet), 2264 nucleotides. Its product is annotated as dihydrolipoyllysine-residue succinyltransferase component of 2-oxoglutarate dehydrogenase complex, mitochondrial-like. Gene Ontology annotation, molecular function: dihydrolipoyllysine-residue succinyltransferase activity. Gene Ontology annotation, biological process: tricarboxylic acid cycle. Lineage: Eukaryota; Metazoa; Chordata; Leptocardii; Amphioxiformes; Branchiostomatidae. Gene Ontology annotation, cellular component: oxoglutarate dehydrogenase complex. Bases 25 to 1452 code for a protein of 475 amino acids. The transcript has 15 exons. The record is from RefSeq and is a predicted model, not a curated record.
GUAGGCACCUAUGUUCGAACCAAGAUGGCGGCCAUGUUGGGAACCUCGAGAUGUGUUACUCGGAAUUUGGGGCGAGUUACAAGUCAACGAAUCAAGGUGCAGGUGUCAUCCCGGGGAAAGCAAACAACACCUGGCACAGUAGCAGCACUGAACAUCUUUAGAGCACCCUCAGCCUGUCAAUCAAAAUGGGCAAGUCAUCAAACAAUCCAGACCUGUACAAGAAAAGGCUGGUCUGCCAGGGGUAUCUGGACCACAGUUACUGCAUUCGAUGACUUCAAGAUAGUAAAAACUCCGCCGUUUGCAGAGUCGGUUACAGAGGGAGAUGUGAGGUGGGAGAAAGCUGUUGGAGACUAUGUGAAUGAGGAUGAGGUGGUGGGAGAAAUUGAAACAGACAAGACCUCCAUCCCUGUGCCGUCCCCGGUAUCAGGUGUGAUUGAGGAGUUCCUGGCAGCUGAUGGGGACACAGUCACUGCUGGUCAGGAGCUCUUCAAGGUUAAAGUCACAGCUGGAGGAGCUCCAGCUGAAAAGCCAGCUCCUGCAGCUGAGAAGCCUGCACCUGCACCAGCAGCUGCACCUGCCCCCGCCCCACCACAGCCAGCUGCUCCUGCACCUGCAGCACCUGCAGCUGGUCCCAUCCCGACCACGCCUCCACCACUACCUCCGCUGCCUCAGCAGCCCAUCACAGCCAAACCAGUGGCUGACAUGAAGCCUGUUGCGGCGGCUGCCCCGGCCAUGGGGGUCACUGCAGGUGCACGCACAGAGAACAGGGUGAAAAUGAACAGGAUGCGACAGCGCAUUGCCCAGCGACUGAAGGAUGCUCAGAAUGAGUGUGCCAUGUUGACAACGUUCCAGGAGUGUGACAUGAGUAAUGUUAUAGAGAUGAGGUCCAAACACAAAGAUGGCUUCUUGAAGAAACAUGGUGUGAAGCUUGGGUUCAUGUCUCCCUUCGUGAAAGCAGCUGCGUUUGCUCUCCAGGACCAGCCUGUGGUGAAUGCAGUGAUUGAAGACAAGGAGAUUGUGUACAGAGACUACAUUGACAUCAGUGUAGCCGUGGCGACCCCAAAGGGUCUGGUUGUACCUGUCAUCAGGGAUGUGGGAAACAUGAACUACGCUGACAUUGAGAAAACCAUCCAGGAACUGGGAGAGAAGGCACGCAAGGGUGAGCUGGCCAUCGAGGACAUGGAUGGAGGCACCUUCACCAUCAGUAAUGGAGGGGUGUUCGGCUCCAUGUUUGGUACCCCGAUCAUCAACCAACCACAAUCAGCUAUUCUAGGCAUGCAUGCAAUUCUGGAUCGCCCCAUGGCUAUAAAUGGCAAGGUUGAGAUCCGCCCCAUGAUGUACCUGGCUCUGACGUACGACCACCGGCUGAUUGACGGGCGGGAGGCGGUCACCUUCCUCAGGAAGAUCAAGUCUGCUGUGGAGGACCCCAGAGUGCUCGUGCUGGACCUUUGACACCGCGGAGACCUCCCUAGCAGCACCCCUUAUCACUCAAACAAACCUGACUGAAUGUUAACUGUGAUGAAUCUUUUUCAGAAAUCGUUUUGCUAUGUCUACAAAUAUAUACUACAGAAUCUACCACCAAUUCAUUACUGGCACACAGAAGUAGGCUGUUGUUUUUACCUAGAAUAGGAAUAUGUUAUUGACAAUGUAGGUUUGGACAGAGAUAAUGAUCAGCCUUACUCAGUACUAGUUCCACAACCAGACUCAAAACAUUCACUUCAAGACCUCCAGUAGCACUUUGCAGUGUUUAUUACUUUCAAUUUCUUCUGUUGCUGCUGAUAAUUAAGCAGUUAUAUAGAUCAAUAUUGGAUGCUUUGCCUGUUUCAGUUAUCUAAGCUGAGCCUGAAAAUUGAACUUUACAAGUUUCCUCAUAUCGGAUGAUUUUGACAUUGAACGCUCUGCUGGACAUCUUCUGUAAUCACCGCAAGCUUGCCAAGGAUUUUUAGAAUUUAUGGGGCCAUUCAGACUGUGCCCGAUACUUGGCACUGCGGGGGGAGGACUUGUGUUGGGCUGAUGCCAGCAUGAUUGCCCAAUGUGUAAAGAAGAAGUGACGCUUUAUUGAUUGACCUUUUUAUGUUGUCAGCCCUGGUUGUUUGCUUGUAGCCUUACUGCCCUCUGCUCAGUCUGGCAUGUAACCGGAUCUCUCAUCAGAGUGAUGUAUUCAUAGUAGAGUACUAGUAAAUAAAUAAACCACGUAUUUAUUGAUGUUUUCAGAGGCAGCUCAUAUUGUCUACAUACUCUGACAGUACCUGCUGUCCUAAUAC